CAUUUUGAAUGUAGUAACAUAUCUUUUGCAGUGGAAAUUCCUGCAUCUUUAUAUUCAUGCGAGACAUUGAGAUCUCUAUCUCUUAAGAUUUUUAAGAUGACAAAGGUGCCGGCCCUUUUUCAUGGUUUCUCUGAACUUGUAACCCUUCACCUUGAAAAAGUUGAGCUAAUUGAAGAGGCAUUUGAGCUGCUUGUACGAUCAUGUUGGCUUCUUCAAAGUUUGACGGUAUCAAAUUGCGAAUGGCCUACAAAAUGGAUAAUCAAUUCCUCCAGUCUCAAGUCUCUCUCCCUUGAUGAGCUGAAUAGUUUCUGUUCAAUGGAAACAAAUUGCUCAAGAUUACAAACCAUAAAAGUCACCUGCUGUCGUGGCUUGGAAAAGUUGAGAGUCUAUUUACCCCCAUGUGUACAGUUGCAAACUGACUUUCAACUUUUGCAACAGUUUGUAUCUUUAAAAUCAUUGAGAAAGAUCACCUGUUACAAUUCCAAUUUUAGGUAUAUCUGUGAUAUCAAGCUUCUACAAAGAUUUUCUCACCUGAAAGAGUUAUACAUCGAUAUUCCCUUCUAUAUGCAUUUUUUAAAGACUCAGGAACUUGCAAAGUUGACCUUAUCACUCGGAAAGCUGGAGACAUUAAUUCUUAAUAUUGAUGCACGUGAGAGAUACUAUGAAGGCUAUUCGGGAUUGCUGUCUUGCAUUUUGAGAAGCGCUCCUCUGUUGAAAACAGUCAGAGUCGGCAUGGAUGACAGCUUGGAGAAUUCUAAGCGACACAUCUUUGAUGGAGUCCAACUUGUAAAUCAUCUCCUAAAUCUUCAGAUAAGUUCCUCACAAACCAUAAUCUUAGUGUCAAGGGGCAGAAUAAGUCCAGGUUGGCAGCACUCUAAAAGUGACAAAGAGUUUGAAUACCUUGCAUUUUCAGAGUUUUGAUUUAAAACAUUAACAGGGUCGUUGUUUAGGUUUUUGAUGCAGGAGCAUUCAACACCGUUUGAGGCACUUUCAUAGUUUAGAACAUGCGAUUACGACUGGCACAAUUCCCUUCUUUAUAAUUGGCAGUUUCAUUAAACUUCUUAGUCUAGUUUGAAGUGGUGGAGUGGAGCCAUUAGUAGUGGUAGCUAUUUGAAGGCGGCUCCUUUUUUUCAGCAUAUGCUUGCUUUCUUUUUAUACCCUUGGCCUGAUGGAGAAUUAUGAUGGCGGCUCCUGUCCUGCGACCUAGCAUUUUCUUAUUUCUUCUUUGCAAUAUUGGAGAUUCUUAUUUUAGAUAAGGGAGAUAGAGGAGUUUUGAGCAGGAUUAAAAAUAAAGGAGGGAAGAUUUGGUGGCGUUCUGCAUCUUUGCAGGAGGUGCGGUGGUUAAAUAAGAGUUUGAAUUCUCUAGUUAGUCUGCAUGGUUGUUUAGGUUUAUAGCAGUGUGGUAAAAUAACAAAGGCUCCACCUGUGCAGACCUGGAAUUUUGUUAUGUCUU
This is a messenger RNA of Cryptomeria japonica (Japanese cedar), 1453 nucleotides long. RefSeq lists its product as uncharacterized. The transcript has 2 exons. The record is from RefSeq and is a predicted model, not a curated record. Bases 97 to 921 code for a protein of 274 amino acids. Lineage: Eukaryota; Viridiplantae; Streptophyta; Pinopsida; Cupressales; Cupressaceae.